AAAAUAUGCAACAAAUUAAACACUAGACUAAAAUCAGUGUCCCAGAAAUUGGAAGAAAAUAUUUUAUUCAAGCACAAAACUUGAAGCCUUAUUCCAUGUAUUGGGGGGAAGUUAUGGCUGGCCAUGUGGGUAGAGGUGUCUUAGAGGAGGAGGUAUGGAGGAAGGGACCUUGGACUGCUGAAGAGGACAGGUUGCUUGUUGAGUAUGUUAGGUUGCAUGGUGAAGGCAGAUGGAACUCUGUUGCUAGGCUUGCAGGAUUGAAAAGAAAUGGGAAGAGCUGCAGAUUGAGAUGGGUGAAUUAUCUGAGACCUGAUCUCAAGAGGGGACAGAUAACACCACAAGAAGAGAGCAUAAUUCUAGAGUUGCAUGCAAGGUGGGGAAACAGGUGGUCAACAAUUGCAAGGAGCUUGCCAGGGAGAACUGACAAUGAGAUAAAAAAUUAUUGGAGGACUCAUUUCAAGAAAAAGGCAAAAAGUCCCUCUGAUGCAGCAGAGAAGGCUAGAAAUAGACUCAUGAGGAAGCAGCAAUUUCACCAGCAACAACAACAACAAGAACAGUUGCAGCAGCAGCAUCAGGCACAACAACAACAAAUGCAAUUCAACUUUGACAUGAAAGGCAUCAUGGCCAUGCUUGAGGACAACAUCCAUAGAACACCUUAUAUAUCUCAAUCAAGACAAGAAAUGAUCAACAUGCACCAAAACACCACAGAAGAGCAAGGAUACUUGUACUCUAUGCUCAAUGACAACUCUUCUGCUUCUUCUGCACCAGAGACCUCUGCAGAAGAAGUUUUGUGGGAUGGUCUGUGGAACAUAGAUGAUGUUCAUGGCAAUUUCAGUGUAGCUAGUGCAGCAAGCAAAGUUGGUCUAUACAAUUUAGUUGCUCCCUUCUGUUAAUGUUUUUUUGGUUAAGCAAAGUAGUCCUAGGUAGCUAAUCUAAGUCAUACUGUCAUCAUAAGACUCCAAAAGCCAGGAGCUUUGAAGUUUGGAUUAGUUAUUAUUGCAUAAAGUGUGUACUAGAGGUAGUAAAUGAUGUUAUAUGAAGGAAAAAUACUUUGUAACCUGUCAAUAAAGUCUCAUUUUUGCUUAUAUAAACUAAAUUGAAUUUUGCUUU
Molecule: messenger RNA, 1110 nt
Organism: Glycine soja
Lineage: Eukaryota; Viridiplantae; Streptophyta; Magnoliopsida; Fabales; Fabaceae
Product: transcription factor MYB82-like
Exons: 3
Coding region: 96-893 (265 amino acids)
Biological process (GO): regulation of DNA-templated transcription
Cellular component (GO): nucleus
Molecular function (GO): DNA-binding transcription factor activity; sequence-specific DNA binding
Source: RefSeq, a predicted model, not a curated record